Phragmites australis (common reed) is the source of this 4903-nucleotide messenger RNA. Its product is annotated as protein RNA-directed DNA methylation 3. Gene Ontology annotation, molecular function: mRNA binding. The transcript has 20 exons. Gene Ontology annotation, cellular component: DSIF complex. Bases 50 to 4720 code for a protein of 1556 amino acids. Gene Ontology annotation, biological process: transcription elongation by RNA polymerase II; regulation of transcription by RNA polymerase II; regulation of DNA-templated transcription elongation. Lineage: Eukaryota; Viridiplantae; Streptophyta; Magnoliopsida; Poales; Poaceae. The record is from RefSeq and is a predicted model, not a curated record.
CUCGCGUCGUCUCCAUUCCCCAGUCCCCUCGUUCGCUGCUCCCUUCGCCAUGGCGGUGAAGGGGAAGGGCAAGCAGGUGGCCACGGACCCCCCUGGCGCCGGUGGUGCCUCCGGGUCCGGCGGAAAGCGGCGGAAGGCCGCCGGCGUCGCGGGGCCCUCGUCGUCCUCCGCCGCCGCCGCGAAGCGCCGCCGCCGAUCCGGUGCCCUCCAGUUCGUCGACGACGCGGCCGGCGUCGACGACGAGUACGAGGAGGAGGAGGACGAGUCCGAGGAGGACCUCGACGACGGUUUUUUCACUGAGGAACAUGCAGAACAUGUCAGCCACAAAAGAACUGAAAGGUCACACCCUCUUCCAUUUCUUGUAAAGGAAGAGGAGCUUAGUGGUGAUGAACUUGAGGAAUUCAUCAAGAACCGUUAUAGUAAUGGUGUGAAAUAUGCUGCUGAUCGGAACUAUCAUAAAAAAGAUGAUGAUGACAUGUUUCCAAUGGAUGGUGCUCUGAAAGAGCCUACUAUUUGGAGGGUUAAAUGCAUGGUUGGGCGCGAGCGCCAAAUGGCUUUCUGCUUCAUGCAGAAGUUUGUUGACCUGCAGAGAAUGGGUACCAAAGUGCCAAUUAUCACGGCAUUUGCACUUGAUCAUGUGAGAGGAUUUGUUUUUGUUGAAGCUGAGAAGGCCUGUGAUGUUACGGAGGCAUGCAAAGGAUUUUGUAGCGUGUAUGCAAGCAGAAUUACUUCUGUUCCUGCAGCUGAAGUUCCUAGCUUGUUAUCCAGCCGUACAAAACCAUUUGAAAUCUCUCGUGGUACAUGGGUCCGCAUGAAGAAUGGAAAUUAUAAAGGAGAUCUAGCGCAGGUCGUUAGCGCGGAUGAUGGACGGAAAAGAGUGCUGAUAAAGAUUAUACCCAGAGUUGACCUCCACGCUAUUUCGAAAAAAUAUGGUGGUGCAAUUUCGCUAAAAGAAGCUGCAGUUCCUGCCCCACGAUUAAUCAGCUCACAAGAACUAGAGUUCUUCAGACCUCAUAUUGAAAUGAAGCGUGAUCGUCAGACUGGUGAUGUUUUUGAAGUGCUUGAUGGCUUGAUGUUCAAAGAUGGUUUUCUGUAUAAAAGGGUUGCACUUAGUUCUUUGAUUUACUGGGGGAUACAACCAACGGAGACUGAACUUCUGAAGUUCUCUUCUAGUCCAAGCAAUAGAAGUUCUGCUGAUGACUUGGAUUGGGUCUCCAGCAUCUAUGGUCCUAAGAAAAGGAACCUGCCCAAAGAACGUGAUGUGAAGGCAUCAUCUUCUAAAAUGAAAUCCUCCAAAGCAUCAAAUCUUAAAGCUUCGACUUCUACUGAAAAUUAUGAUGAUAAUGAUGAAUUCAACCUCCAUGAUCUUGUACUCUUUGGGCGAAAAGAUUUUGGUGUGGUCAUUGCUGUUGAGAAAGAUGGUUUUAAGAUAUUAAAGGGUGGUCCCGAAGGAUCUGCAGUAACAUUGAGAAAGCAGGAGAUUAAGAAAGGUUGUGUAGACAAGAUGUUUACAGCUGUUGACCAUCAGAAGAAGAUAAUAUCUAUUAACGACACUGUCAAAGUUCUGGAAGGGCCAUCUCAGGGUAAGCAAGGAGUUGUUAAACACUUGUACAUGGGAAUACUUUUCAUUUAUAAUGAAAGUGAAAGCGAGAACUGUGGUUUUUUCUGUGCCCAAUGCGUGUCAUGUGAAAAUAUUAAAAAACGGAAGGAUAUGGGAAGUUCUGCUACUGAAAAUUUGGAGGACAAUCCAAUUCCCAUGUUUUCAGAGCCAACUUAUGAGCACAAUGAGCAUCGUGACAGUGAAAGGCCUUGCAGGAGCACCAGAGAACAACUUUUCUCUAUUGGGCAGAUGCUGCGCAUUCGAAAGGGUCCUUUGAAGGGCUAUCUCUGUCGAGUAGUUCGAAUAUUUCGGAAUGAUGUGACUGUAAAGCUAGAUUCUCUACUAAAGAUUGUUACAGUGCAAGCUGAGUUUCUCUCAGUCCCAGCUAACAGGGGGGAUAAUUCGUCUGGUGUUCCAGCUGGUAAUUUUGGAAGUCAAGAUACAUCAUUCUUUGGUUCAGAAGCAGACAAAACCUCUUGGGACAACGGGUUGCCAUCUUUUGGCAGUGACUCAUGGCAACCCUUUUCAAGUUCCACCUUACCAAUCCAGAAUGCAGAUGGAGAAUCAAAGGUUGAUCCGUGGUUUAAGAAAAAAUCGGAUGAAGAUGAUUCUGAUCCAUGGGGUAAGAAAACAGUACCUUCUGCUGAUGGUGAUUCUGAUCCGUGGGGUAAGAAAAUGGUUUCUUCUGCUGAUGAUGAUACUGAUCCUUGGGGUAAGAAAACAACAUCUUCAGCUGUUGAAGUAUGGAACAAUAGUGCUGCACAAAAGGAAAGUUCCAAUGACAAUGCAUGGGAUAAACAAGCUGGAGUUGGUGGAUCAGAUGUUGCUGGCAGCUCUUGGGACAGAGCAGCAGUCAAUAAGGACAGUGAAAAGAGUGACAACUGGGGAGAGGCAUGCAGGGUGGCAGACAUGGGAACUAGUGGUAACACAGAUCCUUGGGGUAGCAAUGUCAAAGUAGUUGAUACGAAAGAAACAGAUAGCUGGGAAAAGGCUACAGUGCCUCCAAAUAAUAAGUUGGAGGGUGACAGUCAACAAGGAUGGGCCCAACCUUUGUGCAAGUCAAAUGAAAACCAAGGAAAAGGCAAAACUGCCAAUGAUGCGGACAAUAGUGGGGCUUGGGACACUGCUGUUACUAAUCGGACUGGAUCAUCUGUUAUUGGGAAAGGGGAUGGUGAUGCCUGGGUUAAAUCUGAUGCUUUGCCUAUCGCUGAAGAUGAAACCUGGGGCAAGUCAAAAGACAAUAAUGGUGAUGGAGCAGUUGGGUGGAAUGAAGCUAAAUCCUCUGACAAAAACUGUGGCGCGGGAGGUUGGGAUACUGCCGCUUCCAACUGGAAUAAAUCAUCUGCAGUGGACGAAGCUUGGGGCAAAGGAAAAGAGUCAUCUGCUAAUUCUGAAGAAAGAGACAAUGGCAGAAAUGAUGAGGGAAGCUGGAAGAGCUCAUGGGGAGGUGACAAUGCUGGAAGGCCCUCUUGGAAGUCUGAUAGUCAGGUAGACAAUGAAGCUGGAGAUUCUGGUGGAUACAGGGGAAGAGGGAGGGGGCAAUAUGGAGGGCGAGGGAGAGGGAGAGACAAUGGUUGGAGAAAUGGUGAUAGAAGCAAUUCCAGAUUUGGAAUGGAAAGCGGCAGUGGUGAUGGGCCAAAAUGGGGAAACAGUGGUUCUUCUGAUUGGGAUAAAAGUGCAUCCAAUAAAGGUUCUUGGGGUGGUGGAGAUAAUUGGACCACCACAAAUCCAUCAAGUAGCCAGCCCUGGAGUAGCAGUGGAGGCACCAAAUCAUAUGGUGAAAAUCAACCCUCCACUUGGAACAGUUCAAAGGAUAACAAACCAUCUGUUGGUGAACAAAAUGAUCCUUGGGCAAGCAAGGUGACUUCUACCGAAGGCAGAGAACAACAGAAUGAUACUUGGGCAAGCAAGAUGACUUCUACUGCUGGUGCCAAGGAUAGCAGUGGUGACUGGAACGCCAAGGCAAAAGACUCUUCCUGCAGCGUUGGGGGUAAAGAACAAGAAACUGAUCCUUGGGCAAGCAAGGUGUCUUCUACUGAGGGUGCUGAUGACAACAAUGAUAGCUGGAACACUAAGGGCACUCCAUCUGGCAGUGUGGGCAAGCUGGGCAAUGCUGCACCUGGUAGUUCUGGAGCUGAAGAAAAGGCUGAUGCCUGGAGUAGUAAAUGGGGUAAUGAUAAUAACAAGAAAACAGAUGGCUGGAGUGCUGACUUCUCAGGUGGGAAUCAGGAAUCUUCUUGGAGCAAACCAAGUUUCUCUUUAGAAGAUCAGACACCUGCUUGGAGCAGGCCAAGGUAUGGUGAUGAUAAUAAUGGAAAUAAUAGGGGUGGAUUUGGACGGGGAAAUCGAGGCAGAGGAGGGAGAGGAAGGAGUUUCGGGGAUAGUGGAUCCUCAUGGAAUGGAGGCAACAGAAAUGAUGAAUCAGGUGGCGAAAGGUCUGAAGACCACUGGAACAGGAGGAAUUUUGAUGGUGGCAGAGGAAGAGGGAGAGGACGCUUUGGGCGAGGUGAUCGUGAUCAAGGUAACAACUUUGGGUCAGGAGAUGGUGGUAGUUGGGGCUCUGGCAGGGGUAAUAGUGGCCGAGGUGGUUACAGAAACUGGAAUGACAACAAUGAGAGAAGGCCCUUCGGUCAAGGCGGUGACUGGAAUACCAACAAAGGAAGCAGCGAAGGAGAUCAAGCUUUCUCAAAAAGCAAGCCUGGCUGGGGGAGUGACAAUAAUGAUAGCUGGGGAGCGCCAAAGAUAUCUGGUGGAAAUGAUCAGGCAGGAAAGAGUGAUGAAAUCAACACCUGGAGUCAAAACAGUUCAUCUUCGUCUAUCCUGGGUCAGCCAAGCGGUAAUGCUAAGGAUUCUAGCGCAUGGGGUGCUCCUAGUGACACCACCACUGGUGGAGGAGCAGGCGGACGCUCUUGGGAAAGGAGUAAUGAAGAUAGCUGGAAUCCUUCGAAAAGAACUGGAGGUACAGAGAAAUCUUCAUGGGAUGGGUCAGAAGCUGCUCCAAAGAAAGAUGGCGAAGGGAGCGGGAGCCAGGGAGGAGGUGGCGGCAGUUCCUGGGACAAAGCUUCGGAUGGUGCAUGGAACAGCAACAAGGGUAGCGAUGCUGGCAGUGGUGGAUGGUAAGCUCCAGAGUAAGCCCGUGCCUGGAUGGCGCAACUAUGUAAAUAUCCCUGAGUGUUACGUUAUUGUGUGCUUCUAGUAUCUAGUAGCUCCUUUGCCAUGCAACUGGAACCCUAAAACAUGGCCUAGUACCAGUUAAACAUUUCCUAGUACUGGCAUUAAGUAUGGUACGUUUGCUCUGUCGUA